UUUUUACAGAAUUCAACGACACUAAACAACAUUCUUAAUAGCACAUUUUCAUUCAUUCUUAUUUUCGCUAUAACUGACAGUUUCGUGUCAUCUUUGACGCCCUCCCACCGGAAAAGUCAGCGGCCACACUGUGGCACACGGCUCAUCUUCGAUUAUCUAAAUAUUUAUCUUUCUUCCAAUACUGUCUAACCCUUUACAGAUUUAUGCAUUGUAAAUGUGAGACAGGGACUGUUAGGAAGUGAUACUUGAUGCAGGAAGUGAUUUGAUUAAUCCAUCAUGGGAGAUGAUCAUAUAGAGGUCGGACGGUUGAAGGAUUUAGAUUAUUUUCACCCAGACUUGGACAGACAUAAAGCUGAAGCUAUAUUGUUACAGAAUGGGCAAGAUGGUACAUUCCUUGUUAGAAAUAGCUCAAAACAAAAUGAAUAUGCUGUUUCAGUCAGGGCAGCAGAUGCAGUAAAACACUUUAAUCUUACCUGGCGAGAUGGCGCGUUUUAUUUUGGUCAUGGAACUUACGAGACUUGUGAUGAUUUGGCGUACCACUUCCGUAACCAGCCAAUGCUUGGAGGUGAAUCAGGUCAGACAACACUAAUGGUUGAUCCAUACCCAAGAUGUGUAUCAGAACCUGCCAUUUAUGGUUCUGUCAGAGUACAUGCAGAGUACAGCACAGGAGAUGUUGUCCCUAGAACUGACUUCUCUAUAAACUCAAAAGACGGCUAUUUGACAAAAGUUGGUGCAAUAUUUAAGACAUGGAAGGUACGUUGGUUCGUUCUACAGAAGAAUGAGCUGAAGUAUUUCAAAGAUUCUUCAAGGAAAGAUCCUAUACGAGUGCUCGAUCUAGAUGAAUGUAAGGAAUGUGCAUUUGAAGGGAGCUUCAAGGGCAAGGACCAUGUUUUCAGAUUAGUAUUUGAUUGGAGAACAUUUUACCUUUUUGCUGCAAAUGAAAAAGAAUCUAAGGAGUGGGUGAAGCUGAUCAACUGGAGACUGGAACAGAAAGUCAAACACUAACACAUCUUGGAAAUUAUGGAACAGAUGUCUAAAGAAUCGUUUUAUUAGAUAAUGGAGGAAUUCAUACAGUAUAGGCUGUGGUGAUGGUACUCAGCAUAGGAUUUGCUAGCUGUUCUGUUCAAGCAUAGGCUGUCCUCGCAGUUCACA
Mercenaria mercenaria is the source of this 1152-nucleotide messenger RNA. RefSeq names its product dual adapter for phosphotyrosine and 3-phosphotyrosine and 3-phosphoinositide-like. Bases 277 to 1005 code for a protein of 242 amino acids. The transcript is spliced from 9 exons. Lineage: Eukaryota; Metazoa; Mollusca; Bivalvia; Venerida; Veneridae. The record is from RefSeq and is a predicted model, not a curated record.